Chironomus riparius is the source of this 1926-nucleotide messenger RNA. Lineage: Eukaryota; Metazoa; Arthropoda; Insecta; Diptera; Chironomidae. The record is from the annotation of a GenBank genome assembly.
AUGGAAAACUUAAUUGAUCACAAAAGAGUUACUUUGGACGACUAUAUUAAAACCCUGUCUGAUGAGGCUCUUAAUGGUGAUUUUGAAGAAAUUUUCAAACGUGCACCGUUAGCUGCUGAUGCAUUAUGUGGAGUAGGAUCAUGUAGGGGACGAACAUUGCAAAGAUUUGCAAAUAAAAAAGCUUUUGUCCUGGUUCUUGGUGUUGUUGGAUUAGUUUUCGCCUCAACUCAUAGUUAUUAUAAUGGAACAAUCACCACAAUAGAAAAGCGUUUUAAGAUACCGUCAAGAAACAUAGGAUUUAUAGCAACUGGAAAUGAUAUUACGAGUUUGAUGUUAUCAACAUUCAUUGCUUACUAUGUAGGAAAAGAUAGAUAUAAACUGCUAGUUAAAAUUAUCAUGACUGAUCUUUCAACAUGCUUGCCUCAUUUUGUAUAUGGACCUGGUGAAGAGGCAUUACAACUUACAACAGAAUUCGGUGCAACAGCUGAUACAGACAUUUCAAAACACAUGCAAGAUGCAAAAGAUAAAAAAAUGUUAUGCAGAGUAAAUGCAUCAUCCGAGAACGAAACGUGCCGUAAUGGUGAUGCUGACAAUUUUUUUGCUCAAGUCUUCUUCUUUGUUGCACAACUUGUUGCUGCUGGUGGCUACACUUUAGCAUCCUUGUGUCUAGGUAUUUACAUUGCUCCAGAUUUAACACCUACAAUAACAAAUAAUGAUCCACGAUGGCUAGGUGCUUGGUAUCUAGGAUGGAUUAUACUUGGAUUUAUUCUGUUUUUAUUUGUUCCUAUCAUGGGAAUGUUUCCUAAGGAACUGCCACGAGCUGCAGUCAGAAACCGCGUUGUUAAGGAAAAGGAAAGAAGGCUUCGAGCAAAAUCACUAGAUGUUAAAGAAUCACAUGUCGAUGAGAAAACUUCAUUCAGUGGGAUGUUGGCAACCUUUAAAAGGCUUUUAACAAAUAAAGUUUUUAUGCUGAAUAAUUGUGCAAGUGUUUUCUACAUUUUUGGCCUUCAACCAUUUUGGACGUAUACACCGAAAUUAAUGGAAACACUUUAUCAUACGUCAGCAUCAGCUUCAAGUUUAUUAACGGGUAGUUUUGGUUUGACCGCAUCAGCCCUUGGAAUAUUAACGGCUGGAAUAAUUAUUACAAAAUUUCAACCAACUGCAAGAAAAUUAACUUUAUGGAAUGUGGUGAUAGGAAUCAUUUCUGCAUUAUCCGUACUCUCAUUUGCUUUUAUGGGUUGCAGUGAAAAUGAACAUUCUGUAAAAUUAAAUUUUGACGACGAAUGUAAUUCGGAGUGCCAUUGUGACUACAUGAAAUAUUCUCCAGUUUGUGGAAUCGACGGAAAAACUUACAUCAGUGCAUGUCAUGCUGGAUGUAUGAAUAUAACAAAAUUAAAUGGAACAAAAAUGUUUACCUCUUGUUCAUGUAUAGCCAGCAAAUUAGGAAAUUCAUCAACGGUUGGUCCUUGCUCUGUCGAUUGUCGUUCAAUACUUACAAUUUUUAUCGCUGUUACAUGCAUAAUGAAAUUUUUAGGUGCAUCCGGCCGUGCAUCAAAUUUCCUUGUGGGUAUUCGUUGUAUUGAAAAGGAAGACAAAGCAGUAGCUAUUGGUUUUGGUAUGGCAUUCGUUCGACUCUUUUCUUCUGUUCCUAGCCCAAUUUUUUUCGGUUACAUCCUUGAUUCAGCUUGUAUUGUAUUUGGAAAAACUUGUUCAAGCAGAGGAAACUGUUGGCUCUAUGAUAAUUUAAAACUGAGAUAUAGUUUUAAUUUCAUUGCCGCCAGUUCUAUUUUCAUUGGAGCAUUGUUUGAUUUUGGUGUUUAUUGGAACAGUCGGAACUUGAAAAUUUUCGAUGACAAGAACGAUGAGAAUAAUGAUGAAAAAAAGAAGGAUGUUGGUUUGAAUAAAUUGAAUGUAGUACCUAAUUAA